Vombatus ursinus (common wombat) is the source of this 993-nucleotide messenger RNA. It is a transcript of the gene SUN5, whose product is annotated as Sad1 and UNC84 domain containing 5. Gene Ontology annotation, molecular function: protein-membrane adaptor activity. The coding region runs from base 1 to 993 and encodes 330 amino acids. The transcript is spliced from 10 exons. Gene Ontology annotation, biological process: nuclear envelope organization. NCBI's taxonomy places the organism in Eukaryota, Metazoa, Chordata, Mammalia, Diprotodontia, Vombatidae. The record is from RefSeq and is a predicted model, not a curated record. Gene Ontology annotation, cellular component: nuclear envelope; meiotic nuclear membrane microtubule tethering complex.
AUGCCUCGGAAUCAAAGGGGACGUUCAAUCAACUGUUCCAACAAUCCAGAGAAUGAGAGUGACGGAGAGCCCACCCCAACUUCAUUGACCAGAUCCAGCAGGCCAUCUCGACAGGGAACUCUCACGGUAUCUGAUGAAGGAAGCGUAAAUGAGAAUCCUGAAAAUUUGUGUUUGGUCACCCGGACCCUUGAGGGGAGCACCAGUGAAGAAAAUACAACCCGAACAGUCAUCUCUUCCUUUUGCAGAAGUUUGCCAAGCUGGCUGAUUCAGAUCAUCUGCCUUAUCACCACCCUGAGAAACACUAUCUAUAAAGCUCAGCUCUGCCCCCAGUACAUUGGGUGGACCCAGACAGGGGCAGCAACACUGAGAAAGUUGCUUCAUAAAGUGGUGGAGAAGCUGGCCAUUCUCUUCUUCUGUACAUUUGCCUUCUGGUGCAUUGUCAUUUGCUUGCCAACCAAACUGGAUAUAAGGAGAAUGAACAUGAUGACUGCAGGAGGGACCAUUGAUUUCGAACACACAUCUGCCACCUACAGUUGUGACAAAGCCAGAUCUUACUGGAGUUGGUUCCGACUAUGGAACUAUGCACGUCCACCUGAUGUCAUCCUGGAGCCCAACGUGACACCUGGCAACUGCUGGGCAUUCAGUGGAGAUCAGGGGCAAGUCGUCAUCCGCCUGGCCAGGAGGAUCUUCCUCACCAAUAUUACGAUUCAGCACAUCCCGAAAACUAUUUCCCUGUCAGGCAACUUGGAUACAGCCCCCAAGGACUUUGUCGUAUAUGGCAUCAAUGAUAAAAGCAAAGAAGAGACAUUCCUGGGGGCUUUUUUGUUUCAGCCUGAAAACUCCAUUCAGAUGUUUCCACUCAAGAACACGCUCACCAAACCCUUCAACUGCAUCAAACUGAAGAUACUGACCAACUGGGGAAACCCCCACUUCACCUGCCUGUACCGAGUUCGAGCUCAUGGUACAAUGAGUCAGCCAAUGUCUGAGUACUAG